This is a messenger RNA of Thrips palmi, 1497 nucleotides long. Its product is annotated as DTW domain-containing protein 1. Gene Ontology annotation, molecular function: tRNA-uridine aminocarboxypropyltransferase activity. Gene Ontology annotation, cellular component: nucleus. Bases 386 to 1438 code for a protein of 350 amino acids. The record is from RefSeq and is a predicted model, not a curated record. Gene Ontology annotation, biological process: tRNA modification. Lineage: Eukaryota; Metazoa; Arthropoda; Insecta; Thysanoptera; Thripidae. The transcript has 5 exons.
GCGCCACGCUGGGAGGUGCAGUGUGCAGUGCCACUACAACCACGAAAAGAAAGGAAGGACGGCGUUUGGAGAUAUUUUCAUCAAGAACGCAUCACAACACCAUCAAAAACACUUCUAUUGUUAGAAAAAAAUUAAGAUCUUGCAAGGUGCAAGUGGUUUUACGAAAUUCAUUGAAAACAGAUCAUAACUUAGACUCUGACAGAUGAGAUCUUCAAACUGCAGCAACAUAACCUUCACGAGCACAUGGAAUUGGAAUUUUUAAAGCAUUUUAAUGUUUUAAUCGUCAUCAACACUGGAUCAAAAAAUCUGCACUAAAUUUAAGAAUAUUAAUAAUUGAGUUGUAUCAAUUUAUGCUGAUCUCAGCAGUUUAUUGUCUAGACUAAAGAUGGGCAGCAGUUCUGAUGAAAAUCCUUUUCGAGGGAUGAAAAUUAAAGAUUGGUCCGUCUUAGACAAAUUGGAGGGUCGAGCUAUAUGCCCGAAGUGUAAUAAAUCGAGGAAGUAUUUUUGCUACACCUGUUACAUUCCCGUUCCUGGGCUAGAGGAACAUGUACCAAAGGUGAAGCUUCCCGUGAAAAUUGACAUCAUAAAACAUGCGAGUGAAAUUGAUGGUAAAAGUACAGCAGCUCAUGCAGCUGUCAUUGCCCCUGAUGACGUUACCAUUUACACAUAUCCAUGCAUCCCUGACUACUCGUCAGAUGAAAAUGUUGUCCUAAUAUUCCCUGGCAAAAAUGCCCUAUCAAUUCAAGAAUAUGUUGAUAAAGCGAUUAAUGAUUGUGAAAAGGAGGCUGAGUGUUCAGAACCACUUCCCAAGAAACCCUACACUUCUCUGAAAGUGCCCAUCAAUCGUGCUGUAUUCAUUGACAGUACUUGGAACCAGAGCAGAGGAAUUUACAAAGAUCAAAGAUUACGAGAAAUUCCCUGUGUGGUCAUACAAUCUCGGAUAUCCCAGUUUUGGAGACACCAACACGGGAGCCCAAGGUGGUUUUUGGCAACUAUAGAAGCAGUUCAUCAAUUUCUCGUUGAACUUCACAUUAUAUGCAAACUUGGAAUGAAUGAAAUUAGUCUCAGCCCGAGUGUGUCUGAAGAAGACACAUUAAGUGCUUCAGAAUUAAAAAGCCGUAAUAGCUGUCCCGAUAGUCAUCAUGACUCAUUGACGCUCUCAUCUAAAUCCUUACAAGACGCAAAUGAAUCAGAAGAAAGGGCAUCUCGACCAGACAAGCAACCAUCGAAGUUUGUGAAGAACCUUGCCUUGUGUCGAGGUAUUCGCUCAGAUCCUGGUGGAGAUCCCGAAAUAAACCUUUGUGGGCCUGACCAAUGGAUAGGGAAAUAUGGUGGAGAUUAUGACAACCUGCUGUUCUUCUUUCAAUUUAUGUACCACAAAAUACAUUCAAUUUAUGAUCAUAGCACAUUGAAAUCGUAUAAAAGGGAGAUGGUUUGACCGGAGAUGAUUUGUCCUUUUGAUAUAUCAAGCUGUCAAUUUUCGAAUAUAUUUGCUGU